Messenger RNA from Lindgomyces ingoldianus, 477 nucleotides. RefSeq lists its product as uncharacterized. The transcript has 6 exons. NCBI's taxonomy places the organism in Eukaryota, Fungi, Ascomycota, Dothideomycetes, Pleosporales, Lindgomycetaceae. The record is from RefSeq and is a predicted model, not a curated record. The coding region runs from base 1 to 477 and encodes 158 amino acids.
AUGGAUUUGGAUAUAUGCGACAAGCUCAUGCCUUCAAUUGCCCUGACUAAUAACAAAACGGGAUCCGGAGUUGUUCUGCACGCUGUCCCUCCCAGCCGCGACCUUGAAGCAUUCCUCAAUGGGGAGGAUAAUCGUAGGGCUGGGCAUGUACGGGGUAUUGCUCUCAUAGCCUCUGGGCAAAGGUUUCCACAAACCGUAUUCGAAUUUGAUUCGUUUGGCGAGUUCGCAGAGCUCGUGCUUCACACCACCCUUAGCGUAAACGGGUCAUUGACGCGGGUCUUUUGUAGCUUAGUUUCUCGUACCGUAGCUGCACCUCCCAAUCCAGCAUAUGCUCAAUUGUCAGAAACUUCGAAGCAAACCGGGAUGCAUACGGAAUUCUUAUCAUGCAAGGUCAAAGAUGGGGUGGAACUCGGCGUGGAGGUUGCCUUUCUUGCGGAUGAAGAUGGUUUCUGGGUGUCACUCGAUAUGCCAAUCUGA